Molecule: messenger RNA, 1389 nt
Organism: Aspergillus saccharolyticus JOP 1030-1
Lineage: Eukaryota; Fungi; Ascomycota; Eurotiomycetes; Eurotiales; Aspergillaceae
Gene: mcsA
Product: putative citrate synthase Cit1
Exons: 3
Coding region: 1-1389 (462 amino acids)
Biological process (GO): carbohydrate metabolic process; tricarboxylic acid cycle
Cellular component (GO): mitochondrial matrix
Molecular function (GO): 2-methylcitrate synthase activity
Source: RefSeq, a predicted model, not a curated record
AUGGCUCUUCCGUUACGUACCACCACCCGCCAUGCCUCGCGACUAACUCAGACCCCCCGUCUGCGUCGCGGCUAUGCCACCGAACCCGAUCUGAAAACCGCCCUCAAGGCCGUUAUCCCCGCGAAACGGGAUCUCCUGAAGCAAGUCAAAGCCCGCAGCGAUCAGGUCAUCGGGGAAGUAACGGUCGGCAACGUCAUCGGCGGGAUGCGGGGACUGAAGGCGCUCCUGUGGGAAGGGUCGGUGCUGGAUGCGAACGAGGGGAUCCGGUUCCACGGCAAGACGAUCAAGGACUGCCAGCGGGAACUGCCCAAAGCCCCCGUGGGCACGGAGAUGCUUCCCGAGGCGAUGUUCUGGCUGCUGCUGACGGGCCAGGUGCCCUCGACCGCCCAAGUGCGGGCGUUCUCGCGCCAGCUGGCCGAACAAUCCCACCUGCCCGACCACCUCCUCACCCUCAUCAAGUCCUUCCCCCGCGACAUGCACCCGAUGACCCAGCUGUCCGUCGCCGUGGCCGCCCUCAACACCGAAUCCCGCUUCGCCCAGGCCUACGCCCGCGGCCUGCCCAAGGCAGACUACUGGGAGCCGACCUUCGACGACGCGAUCGCCCUGCUGGCCAAGAUCCCCCGCGUGGCCGCGCUGGUCUUCCGCCCCGACGCGGUCGACCAGGUGGGCACCCAGCCGCUGGACGGGGCGCUCGACUGGUCGGCGAACUUCGCCACCCUGCUGGGCAAGGGCGACCCGACCCAGCACGGCGAUUUCCACGAUCUGCUGCGGCUGUACCUGGCGCUGCACGGCGACCACGAGGGUGGAAAUGUGUCGGCGCACACGACGCAUCUGGUGGGCAGUGCCCUCAGCGACCCCUACCUCAGCUACAGCGCCGGGCUGCUGGGGCUGGCGGGUCCGCUGCACGGGCUGGCCGCCCAGGAGGUGCUGCGCUGGAUCCUCGCCAUGCAGGAGGAGAUUGGGUCGGGGGCGACGGACGAGGCCGUGCGGGACUAUCUAUGGACCACGCUGCGAUCCGGCCGCGUGGUCCCCGGCUACGGCCAUGGGGUUCUGCGUCAGCCCGACCCGCGCUUCCAGGCGCUGAUGGACUUUGCCGCGACGCGACCCGACGUGCAGCAGAACCCGGUGUUCAAGCUGGUCCAGCAGACCUCGGAGAUUGCGCCGGGCGUUCUGACGGAACAUGGAAAGACCAAGAACCCGCAUCCGAACGUGGACGCUGCGUCGGGAGUGCUCUUCUAUCACUAUGGGUUCACGCAACCAUUAUACUACACUGUGACCUUUGGCGUGAGUCGUGCUCUGGGUCCGUUGGUGCAGUUGAUCUGGGAUCGCGCCUUGGGGCUGCCCAUCGAGCGACCGAAGAGUAUCAACUUGCAGGGACUGAGUGCAUGA